Rhincodon typus (whale shark) is the source of this 4506-nucleotide messenger RNA. Its product is annotated as 15-hydroxyprostaglandin dehydrogenase [NAD(+)]-like. The coding region runs from base 124 to 915 and encodes 263 amino acids. Gene Ontology annotation, cellular component: cytoplasm. Gene Ontology annotation, molecular function: oxidoreductase activity, acting on the CH-OH group of donors, NAD or NADP as acceptor. The record is from RefSeq and is a predicted model, not a curated record. The transcript is spliced from 7 exons. Lineage: Eukaryota; Metazoa; Chordata; Chondrichthyes; Orectolobiformes; Rhincodontidae.
GUUUUUUUUUUCUUUCCCCAGCUCUCUGUGGAUGGAUAUUAGCAGCUCACUCAAAUUUUUACUCGUGAUAUAUUAAUCGCAAGCUCUGAGAGCAGAGAGCUGAAGUCCGCCCUCACUGCUACAAUGGAGUUCCAGGGGAAAGUUGCGCUGGUGACUGGUGCUGCUCAGGGCAUUGGGAAAGCAAUUGCUGAAAUCCUAUUGAAGAACGGCGCUAAGGUGAGUCUGUUGGAUAUCAAUGUAACCACAGGGGAAGCCACCAAAGCUGCCUUUGCACAGAGCUACGGAGAUGAGAAUAUUUUGUUCCUUCAAUGUGAUGUAACAUCCGAGAAUCAGCUGAAAGAUUGUUUCAGCAAAACUCUUGAAAAAUUUCAGAAGUUGGACAUAGUAUGUAACAAUGCAGGGAUCUCUGAUCGGGAAAACUGGGAGAACUGCCUCAGUGUAAAUCUGGUCAGUGUAAUUAAGGGAACCUAUCUGGGAAUACAGCACAUGAGUAAGGAGACUGGUGGAAAAGGAGGAGUGAUUGUUAAUAUUGCCUCCAUGUCAGGUGUGACUCCUUAUUAUCUUGGACCAGUUUAUGCAGCCUCAAAGUAUGGAGUAGUAGGAUUCACUACAUCACUGUCUCUGACCUGCCUUGAGAAGCAUGGAGUUCGACUACAAGUGCUGUGUCCUGGUUUCGUUGACACUCAGCUUCUGGCAAAUCUGAAAUUGCUGAAGGCUCCGGAACAGAAGGAGAAGGCUGACAGACUGUUGGCCAGAUUUGGAGUGCUGACGACUUCACAGGUUGCAGAGGGAUUCUUGCAGCUCGUCACAGAUCAGACCAGGAAUGGGGCAUUGCUGAAGUUGUUUGGAAAUGGUCGCCUUGAGUAUGAACCCCUACCAGCAGCUUGUCUUCCAGAACAUCCAAAAUCUACUUAGGGACCGAAUGAAUUCAAGCAACAGAUUACUGAGAACAUGGAAAGUUUAAACCUGAUCAAACGUAACAUGACAAUCAUUUUGGGUCUAGGCCCGAAAUGUCAGCCUUCCUGCUCCUAUGAUGCUGCUUGGCCUGCUGUGUUCAUCCAGCUCUACACCUUGUUAUCUCAGAUUUUCCAGCAUCUGCAGUUCCUACUAUCUCUGUGCUGCUUUUAGUGUUUUCAUAUUAAAUUGUUGGUUAUAAAUCAGAACUCUGAUCAAGGUUGUGUUAUGCUCUCAUGGUUUGUAUGCAUUUAAGAAGCAUGCUGAUGAUGCUAUUGCUGUGUCAUAGCACGUGACCUGAGGAUAUAAAGACUCAUACUCCAUCUUACCUCAGAUCACUGCACAACAGAGGAGCAUGCUUCCAGUAAACUAAUGGUUUAAAACUGCCCCAGCGACUAAUAUGGCUGAAAGAAAAUAACAAUUGUUCAUGAUAAUUAGCUACAUUAAUGUCUGCUGGAUUCUUCAAUACUGACAUCCAUGCCCAGUUUCUUAUAUUACAGGAGCCAUACAGGUUUAAGAAUACUUACAACUUUCAACUGCUGAAGGAAAGAUAAACCAGUUUUAUUUAUGUGUAGAGUGGCUUUUAUGGCAGAAAACAGAGAGACCUCCUGAUCUGGUGGAUGUCUGAUGUCUUCUCCCUCUGAUGUUCACAGCCACAAGCUGUUCCCAUACCUGAGAACUAAUCACACAAUUAAUGGCAGCAGAAGACUUUUGUUAUCAAUAAAUGUUUACUAGUCCACACACCAUUCAGUUACAUGUUGGAGGUAUUACAGACCACAGUAAACACCCUUCAAAUAUAACAAGGAUAUAGACGUUAGGGUUUAGGUUAUCUUAUUUUAAAGACAAGUGUAAGGUGCUGUGUUCCAGAUGAAAUUCAAUUGGUUAUACAACGCAACUUUUAGCAAAACACACUUUAUUCUUACCCUGUAGUUAAAAUAUAAACAAGAGAAAAAUGAAUUAGAACAAAUUGUCCCUGUUGGAAAACUUAAUAGAAUAACAGAUUAUUUAUAUACAAAGCAGCAACUGUUCUAAAUAUAGUAAAAUCCCAUAAAAACACUCCCUUGGCAAACACAAAUUCAGUACAAUAGAUUGUCUCACAUGCAAUUCCGACAGCAGAGCGAACUCCAGCUUUUAGCUGAGAGGAAUAACAGCUUCAACAUGCAGUUUCAAGACCCUAGCAACUACUGAAAGCAAAACCAAAACCCUGGUUCAGUGGGAGCUUGAACCUACGCAUUCAUGUCACUUCUAAUGUUCCGACUUUUAAAAAUUCCAAGGCCUCAUUAGCUGUUUACUUUAUUGGCUUGGAGCAGACCGCUUAGCACCACUGUUUCAACCUCUGUUCAUAAAAUAAGGGACAAAAUACCUCUCUUCAAGCCAUAGAAUUGUCACAGAGUCUGAAUCUCCAUUUAAAUCCACACCGUUCCAGCUCUUCUGUAAACUACACUUCAACUAUUGCUUGAACCAGCAAAUGUGCAAAGAGAACUAACAAUGAGAACGGGGUUACAUGCAGUAAUCCUUCAGCAAUGUUUGGUUUUAAAACAGUUCUUUCUCACGUUUCAGUCGACAAUCAAAAGUACAUCGAACAGUACAGCAUUGGAGCAGACGCUUUGGCCAACCAUAUCUGUGUUGAUCAUGUUGCCAUUCCAAAUUGACCCAUUUGCUUAUAUAUGGGUUCAUAUCUCUCUAUUACCUGCCCGUUGAUGUGUCUGCCUAAAUGCUUCUUUAAAUGUUGUUUCUGUAAAUGCUUCUACCAUCUCCCCCGGGCAGCACAUUCCAGGCAUUGACCAUCUUCUGCGUGAAAAAUUUGCCUCGCACACCUCCUUUCAAAAUUUCCCCCUCUCACCUUAAACCAAUGCCCCAAUAGUAUUUGACAUUUCCAUCCUGGGAAAGAGACUCCAACUAUUCACCUUAGCCAUGCACCUCAUCAUUUUACAUAUGCCACCCCUCAACAUCUGACACAUUAGCAAAAAUAAUCCAAAAUUGUCCAACCGCUCCUUUGGGUGAAUACACUCCAAUCCAGGCAAUAUCCCGGUCAAAUUCUUUUGCAUUCUACUCCAAAGCCUCCACAUAUUUUCUACUGUGUGGUGACCAGAACUGUACACAAUACUUCAAAUGUGGUUGAACUAAAGUUUCAUACAGCUGCAACAUGACUUGCCAAUUGUUGUACUCAGUGCUCCGACUGAGAAAGGCAAGCAUGCUGUACAUCUUCUUUACCACCUCAUCCACUUGGGUUGCUACUUUCAGGGAGCUAGGAACUUGUGCCCCAAGAUCCCUCUAAAUAUCAAUUCUCCAAACGGUCCUGCCAUUUACUGUACAAUUUCUUCUUGCAUUUGACCUCUCAAAAUUCAUCACCUCACCCUUGUCCCGAUUAAAUUCCAUCUGUCAUUUCUCUGCCCACUUUCAAAAUGAUCUAUAUCCUGCUCCAUCCUUUGAUAAUCUUCCUCACGAUUCACAAAUCCACUAAUUUUCAUGUCAUCUGCAAACUUGCUAAGCAGACCAUCUACAUUUUCACUCAUAUCAUUUAUAUGAAUUACAAACAACAGAGGUCCCAGCACUGAUCCUUGUGGAAAACCACUGGUCUCAGACCUCAGUCAGUAAAACACCCCUCUACAACUACCCUCUGUCUCUAUGACCACACCAAUUUUGGAUCUAGCUUACCAUCGAUCCCAUGUGACUUAAUCUCCUGGAUCAGCUUACCAUGAAGAACCUUGUUAAGUGUUUUAGUAAAGUCGACUUAGACAACACCCACUGCCCCACCCUCAUCAAUCAUCUUCGUCAUUUCCUCAAAAAACUCAAUCAAAUUUGUGAGACAAGACCUCCCCUGCACAAAGCCACACUGAAUAUAACUAAUAAGCCCAUUCCUUUCCAAUUAGUAAAAAUGAAAAUGAUAUAGUGUUUACACAUUGCUGUUCACAGCUCAGAUGUGAACAUACAAACUAGAAAGAGUCACCAUUACACUACUUGAGUUCAGUGGGGUUCAAGGUGAAAAUCAAGGAGGCAGCGCUGACCGUCUCCAACACAGUGUAAAUGUGAAAAGUGCAUUGUCAGAUCAUAAAUUAAAUUUAAUUACUAGGCUUCCCCUGGGCCCCUUCACACAUGAAGAGGCAGUGAGUAUUACAUAUGAGUUUUUUUUGCUUAUGUCAUCUUAGUCUUUCAACAUUUCUAAUCUCAUACUUACAUAAUAACCUUUUGGAAAUAUCCAAGCUGUUUCGCAAAGUCACAGAAUUGUUACAAUAUGGAAACAGGCCAUUUGGCCCAUUGCAUUUGUGCCAGCUCUCAAAAUAAGUACCCCACUUAGGGCUAUUCUCCUGCCUUCUCCCUGUAGCUCUGUAUGUUGUCCAAUUCCUUUGAAUACCUUGAUGGAACCUACCUCCAUCACAUUGUCAGGCAGUGCAUUUCAGAUCUGGACCACUCAAAGUGCAAAAAAAGUUUUCAUCAGCUCACUUUUUCUUCUUUUAUUAACUUUUAAAAAGUUUGCCUCAAUCUUAUACAGUUGUGAGUUCUGCAUUUUAACCGUGCUCAUUAAAUAAACUUUUCCUCAUUUCUCCAUGA